Phragmites australis (common reed) is the source of this 1219-nucleotide messenger RNA. RefSeq lists its product as uncharacterized. The record is from RefSeq and is a predicted model, not a curated record. The coding region runs from base 87 to 782 and encodes 231 amino acids. Lineage: Eukaryota; Viridiplantae; Streptophyta; Magnoliopsida; Poales; Poaceae. The transcript is spliced from 5 exons.
CAGGUUGGAGCAUAGCAGAGCAACAUCUCCAUCAUCAUAUCCUUUCCCUCUCUCUUCUCCAUGUAAACAACCAAAUCAAAACCAAGAUGAGAGCUGCUGCUCCUCCCGCUGCUGCGCUGCUCUCGCGCUGCUCCUCUCCCUUCGCCUCGGCCCCGCGCCUCCUCCUCUCCUGCUCACGAGCCCCGGAAGCCACUGCCUGCCGCCCGGCUCCGGCCUCCGCCGUCGCCCGCUCCGUCUCCGUCUCCGUCGAGGCGCCGGCGGCCGCCGCGGAGCCGGCGUCGGCGGGCGUGGACGCCGCGACGCAGCGCCGCCGCCUCAUCCUCCUCCGGCACGGGGAGAGCGCCGCAGGGGGGCGCUCCACGAGAGAUCAUGACAGACCACUAAGUAAAGCUGGAAGAGCUGAUGCAAUCAGUGUUUCUAAUAAACUUCAACAGAUGGGUUGGAUACCUGAGCUUAUUCUAUGCAGUGAUGCUACUCGUACAAAGGAAACUCUUAAGAUCCUGCAAGAGCAUGUUCAGGGGUUGUCUGAAGCAGUAGUGCAUUACAUCCCAAGUUUCUACUCAAUUGCUGCAAUGGAUGGUCAAACUGCAGAGCACUUGCAAAAGGCAAUCUGUGAAUAUUCUAGUGAUGAGAUCCUAACUGUCAUGUGCAUGGGACAUAAUAAAGGAUGGGAGGAAGCAGCCUCUAUGUUUUCUGGUGAUUCAGUAGUGCUCAAGACAUGUAAUGCUGCACUGCUAGAAGCUGUAGGGAAAUCAUGGGUUGAGGACCCCCACACCCCCUAGCCUGGGUAGGCUCCGCGAGGCUCAAGGAGUGAAUCAUCAAGAUUGAAGAAAAAUCAGUCAGAGGAGGCCCACUAGCCAUCCUCCGCAUGCAAGGAAUUGACUGGCAUUUAACGUUAGUGUAAGUAGGAGUCGACUGACACCUUAGUAGUGCGGUGCCGCAAUAGGCGACCGGUCGAGCACCACGCCUUUUGGAUCACUUGCGUCUCUGUAUUUGCUAUAGUAGAUAAUAUCUUCUGAUUAGAGGUAAAUGCAUCCUACUUAGACUCAUACCGUGUGAUUCGACCGGUCCUGUGUCCAUGUGGGAUGGCGAUGGUGUGUAUCACUAUUUCUGUAAGGUUAUACUUAUAUAUUUACCCCUUGAAUUGCACUAUAAAUACCGACCUUUGGCCAUCAAGCCAAGAGACGAAUCCUUGAACGAUCAAUACAUAUGUUUUCCC